CAUUUGUAAAAUCAAAAGGGCAGGCCACUGUCAAUAUUUGGCCCGCUUUGUCGGUGGGAUCGGGCUUUCCCUGUUCCUUGUAGCGUUUUCGUAUCUCAGCGCACCAGGGUGUACACCGAAGAUGAUAAUCCAGAGGAUCUUCUUUACCGGCCAGUGUUACAUCUAUCCGCUUGCAGAACAAACAAAAAUACGCCUCGCUAAUAUUCACGGGCCGAAAUCCCAGCUUUCCGAGUGACUUUAUCGAAUGGGGCGGAAAAUUGUCUGAGCAGAUUAAACGAUAUAGUCCAUCAUCAUCACUUUCCGUAUAAACACCAGCUUCAAAGCUCUCAUAUAACUGUGUGGCAGCAGACAUUUUGCUUUCAGGAAAUAAGCGAUACUCUGACUUGCCCGAUGACUACUGCUACGUCCUUUUAUACAGCGCAUACACACACUGCUGCUUGUUGUUAUUCUGACCUACAAUAUACUGGGCGGGAAAGGGAGGUUCAGUAGGCAGCGGCCAAAGUCUGCUGACUGACCGCCUCCUCUCAUCCUCGCGUGAUCAUCCACUGUUGAUGAUAUCAUUGCCAUCUGCUACCAUUCUAUGAGUCAUGGCACUGGCACAUAAAAGCCAAAGCCAGCCAGAGUUUAAAUCUGUUUGUUGGCAGAAUCAGUUGGCAGUUUAUCAUCUUCACCACCACUAUGGCUCGGAAUUUAUCCAACAACCUGGAAAUUUACACGAACAAAAAUGCCGUCGACACGGAAUAUGCUCGACUUGUUAAGAACAGCCCUUUUAUUCUGAUUCACAAACCUACGUCCAUCAUGCUCAGCUUAAGCCUCUACCAACCACACGAGCCGCGUAUCGAUCUCCGCCUGAUCAAGCACAUUCCACAGGAUGAUUCAUAUGCUGCCACUCGCUGUGGAUUCUAUUUUCCCACCAGCUAUCUUCCUGAAUUUUUGGCCGCCGUAAAAACCCUAGCAAGUCGUGUCAGUGAGUGGGAGAAAUCAAACGCGUUUAUGCGGCCAUUGGCCUUGCAGCCUGCCUCGUCUGCCUCACGUAGUAGUAGCAACAAUAAAGCCUCUGUGAUAAAAAGCCGCGGAAGUGGCAAGGGAAGCAGUAAAAAGAGAAGCGUUAAUAUCUUUGCCAAGGCGGCCGCGAAAAAAUUUUUGCGCACUUGUAAAGGUGGUGAUGUACGUGGUGAUCGUGGUGGUAGUGCUCGUGUUGGUGGUGGUGGUAGUGUCGAAAAAGAUGAUGUUGACUACGAUGGUAACGUUAACGAGAGAGCUCUGUUAAUUGAUGACGACGAUGAUGAUGAUGCUAAUGAUGAUGACUAUAACGAAGAUGGCGACCGCCACGAUCAAUGAAUGAAAGAAUAAUUAAAUGAUGCUUUAAAAACGA
Messenger RNA from Paramacrobiotus metropolitanus, 1375 nucleotides. RefSeq lists its product as uncharacterized. The transcript has 2 exons. The record is from RefSeq and is a predicted model, not a curated record. NCBI's taxonomy places the organism in Eukaryota, Metazoa, Tardigrada, Eutardigrada, Parachela, Macrobiotidae. The coding region runs from base 679 to 1341 and encodes 220 amino acids.